AUGUCUUUCCCUCCAACCCCCGCCAUGUCUGGCGAGUUCAUCAUCAAAGACCAGCCCGAGGGCACCGAUGUCUUUGCUCUGCCUCCUGCCGCAUUGAGCCCAACAGAUGAGAGUAGACGCUCCUCUCACUCCGAUCCGUCCUAUGUGCCUGCUUCGCCUACAUCACCAGAUCUGUCUGACCGGCGUGCUUCCCAAGCUGCUCGCUCGGGUACUGGUAUCAAGCGUCCGCUUGAGAACUUCGAUUUGCCCCCGCCUCCUACUCGCACUCGCAAGAUUAUUCAGAUGAAGCCGAAGUCUCCGGCUGCGUCAAAGAGUUCAUCGAAAUCGAAGGAUAGUGGCAAGGGCUCGCCCCAGGGUUCCAAUGAGGCGGCCAACACUACUACUUCGAAGAAGAAGCAGCCUAGUGCUACUAGUGCUGCAGGACGGAAGAUUGCUCGCAAGACGGCUCACAGUCUAAUUGAGCGGCGUCGACGGUCGAAGAUGAAUGAGGAGUUCGGGACGUUGAAGGAUAUGAUUCCCGCAUGCACGGGACAAGAGAUGCAUAAGCUAGCCAUUUUGCAGGCAAGCAUCGACUACGUCAACUAUCUAGAAAAAUGCAUCCGCGACCUCAAAACCGCGGGCCCAUCACAUACCCCGGCCGCCCCACCUUCCCCCACAUCCCCAGAAUUCAUCAUGGAAGGCGCUCCAGAAUCAAUGCAGCGCGAAUCUUCAUCCACAUACUCCUACUCCACAUCCGCAUCACCAGUCUGCUUCGAUCAAGCCAUGCAAAUGCCCGAUACAUCCCCCUCUUUCUCCCCUCGCACCCAGAUCCCGUCUGCACAAACAAUCCCUGAAACUGCAUCUGUCCUCCCCAGUCCGGCAUUAGGUCCUAUUUGGGCUUCUGAGGAGAAAAUGCAUGAGCUUCAGGGUGUUGAUCAUGAGGCUUCGGCUGCGUUGCUUAUGUUGACGAGGGAUCGGAGGGGGACGGCUGAUUCUAUUAAUGAGCAUUUCUCGGCUGGUACGGCUCUUAUUCCCCCGCCUGGGACUGCUUCUGUUGUUCCUCCCCAAUCGCAGCGGAGGAAGGGAAUGAGUGUUCGUGAUUUGCUUAUUUCAUGA
Molecule: messenger RNA, 1095 nt
Organism: Penicillium canescens
Lineage: Eukaryota; Fungi; Ascomycota; Eurotiomycetes; Eurotiales; Aspergillaceae
Exons: 2
Coding region: 1-1095 (364 amino acids)
Molecular function (GO): protein dimerization activity
Source: RefSeq, a predicted model, not a curated record